AUGAAGAUUAUAUUAGUUUUGUUCCUUGUGAUUUCUUUUACAGUCGCCAAAAAUGAUGAUAGUAAUAAUUUAAAAUGCAACCGAUUCCUAGUAGAUGCGGUAUUAAGACAGCUAUUCGAAUUACUAAGGCUACUGAUCAAAGAAGGUAGUGCUGCCAACAACGUGCCCGUACUAGAUCCACUGAAAAUGGACUAUCAGGAAAUUAAUGUUACUGGCAAUGGUUUUACAAUACAAGCUGAACUAUCCAAUCUGACAGUCUCUGGACUUGCGGAUUUUGAAAUACUGGAAACGACAUUUGAUAAGGAAGAGAUCUCAUUAGAGUUGCAUAUGAGAUUUCCUUUAUUAACUAUGCUCUCUGAGAAUUAUAUAAUGGCCGGCGAUCUUUACAGCAUUUUCCCGUUGUUGGGAAACGGAUAUCUAAACAUUGAAGUGCACGAUUUAAUAUUCCGAAGCAAAAUAUAUCUAAGACAAUCUGCCGACGGCAAAUCCAUACUAAUAGAAAGAUUUGUUAAGCCACAAUUCGAAGUAGAUACAAUCGUGUCUAGAACAGAAUUCGACGGCAACAUCGACGACAUCCUGAACUCAAUGAUAGAAGACUUGUUGGCAGACUAUCUGACUAGAUUCAGCAAGUACAUUGCCGCGCAGCAUGAAGACGAUGUAAAACAAUUCCUCAACCCGCACCUAAGCAACUUCGAAUCUUGGAGGCUUAUCGCCGCUAUACUGUGA
This is a messenger RNA of Papilio polytes (common Mormon), 726 nucleotides long. RefSeq lists its product as uncharacterized. The record is from RefSeq and is a predicted model, not a curated record. The transcript is spliced from 6 exons. The coding region runs from base 1 to 726 and encodes 241 amino acids. Lineage: Eukaryota; Metazoa; Arthropoda; Insecta; Lepidoptera; Papilionidae.